Messenger RNA from Chenopodium quinoa (quinoa), 3220 nucleotides. RefSeq lists its product as uncharacterized. NCBI's taxonomy places the organism in Eukaryota, Viridiplantae, Streptophyta, Magnoliopsida, Caryophyllales, Amaranthaceae. The transcript is spliced from 2 exons. The record is from RefSeq and is a predicted model, not a curated record. The coding region runs from base 1720 to 2550 and encodes 276 amino acids.
GCACGGCAAGGAGAAGUCUCAUUGGCAGCAAAUCUCUCUGAUCCAGACUACAAAUUUGAAUUGGCCACUGAUUUUCCUUCUAUUGGUCUGGAAUGGAAGGUGGAACUAAGAAUUGGUGGAUGUUUGCCAAAUGGAGCGAUGAAUAUGAACAAGGAGUCGACGAAUAUGUCAAAAGGGCUUUUGCUAUUAAGUCUCAAGGAAAUCAAAUUUAUUGUCCCUAUCAAAUUUGUCAAUAUCGUUUUUGGCGAUGUGAAGGUGUGGUGAGAGACCAUCUAAUUUGUAAUGGUUUUGUUCCAAUAUCGGAUAAGUUAUCAGACUUAGGGUUCAAUAUCCAAACAGAAGAAACUAUUUUGGAUAAUGAUGAAGGGUCAAUCCCAAAUGACUCUAGCGAUGACGUAGUGAGGUUGUUGCAUGAUGCACGUGAUGCUUUUAGAGAGGGGCCAAAUGAUGAGGCAAAAAAGUUUUUGAGGUUAGUUGAAGAAGGGCAAGAAGAAUUGUAUCCUGGUUCCAAAAAUCACUCAAAACUUUCCUUCAUGAUUCGACUUUUUAUUUUGAAGUGUAAUCAUAAUCUAACUAAUGCCGCAUUUGGAGAUAUAUUGGAGCUUAUAAGGGAGGUGUUGCCUGAUGCAAAGUUGCCAACUUCUUUCAAUGAAGCGAAAAGUGUUUUGAAAGUGUUGGGGUUGGAUUAUACAAAGAUUGAUGCAUGUCCAAACGAUUGCAUGAUAUAUUGGGAAGAGCAUGAAAAUGCAACAAGCUGCCAUGUUUGUAAAACACCAAGAUGGAAAUUAAAGGACAAAGAGGAUGACAUAGAUAAUGGUAAAGGAAAGACCUACAGAUUCCUUAAAAGAUUCUUAGGUACUUUCCGAUAAAGAAAAGGCUUCAACGACUGUUUAUGUGUCAAGAGACGGCGAGAUACAUGACUUAGCAUGCGGAUGGGCGUGAAAAUGAUCAUCUUUUAAAUCAUCCAGCUCACGGUCAAGCUUGGAGGGAAUUUGAUUCCUUGUACAAAGAGUUUUUAGAUGACCCGCGCAAUGUGAGGCUAGGACUAGCCACAGAUGGCUUCAGCCCAUUCAACUCAAUGAGUAUUGUACAUAGUACUUGGCCAGUUAUGUUGAUCAAUUACAACUUGCCUCCUUGGUUGAUUAUGAAGCCUGAGUAUUUGAUGUUAGCACUACUAAUUCCGGGUCCUUCUUCCCCAGGCAAUGACCUUGACAUAUAUUUGCAACCACUAAUGAAGGACUUGAAGGAUUUGUGGGAGUUCGGACUGGAAACUUAUGAUGCUUCGAGUAACCAGAGGUUUCACAUGCAUGUAGCAUUGAUGACUACCGUGAGUGAUUUUCCUGCUUACGCUAUGUUAUCUGGCUGGAGCACAAAAGGAUACUUGGCGUGCCUUGAGUGUCACUAUGAAUUAGAUUCUAAGUGGUUUCCUUAUAGUGCUAAGAAUGUGUAUAGGGAAAAUCGUAAAUUUCUAUCUCCAUUUCACCCUUGGCGUCGUGAUAAGAGGAAUUUUGAUGGGAAAGUCGAGGAAAGACAUCAACCUACUCUAUUAAAUGGAAUCGAUGUAGCUAAUCUGUUGCGUCAUUUUCCAAAUGAAUUUGGAAAGAAGCAAAAGAAACCAAGGCGUGUUAUUGAUGAUCCGUAUACGUGGAAAAAGAGGGUCAUUUUCUUCGAGUUACCAUAUUGGAAGCAUAUUGUCUUAAUCGUCACAACAUCGAUGUAAUGCAUAUUGAGAAAAAUGUGUUUGAUAGUGUCAUUGGGACAUUGUUAGACAUUUCUCAAAAGACCAAGGAUCAUGUGAGUGCUCGUCGAGAUUUGGUAGAGCUUAAUUUGAUGUCGGAGCUUCAACCAAGAGAAUUGGAAGAUGGUGGCGAAGAAUUUCCAAGAUCUCGCUUUUGGAUGUCAUUGGAGCAAAAACGUAAGUUCUGCCAAGUCUUCAAAAAUGCCAAACUUCCUCAAGGCUAUGCUUCUAACAUUGGUCGAUGUGUACAAGUUGGGGAAAUGAAAAUUGCAGCCUACAAAAGCCACGAUGCACAUUUUAUGAUGAAUUAUUUGCUCCCAAUUACAGUGAAGACAACAUUAUCCAAAGAUGUUGCUACUCCUUUGAUUAGACUUUGUGCUUUUUUAAAAAUUAUAUGGAGUAAAACUGUUGAUCCUCAACAUCUUGAAAAAUUGCAAUCAGAGAUAGUUGAAACAUUAUGCCUACUUGAGAGGAUUUUUCCACCUGCCUUUUUCGAUAUAAUGGUACAUCUACCUUUACACUUGGUGGGCCAAAUUAAGUUGGGUGGACCUGUAAGUUCAAGGUGUAUGUAUGGGAUUGAGAGGUAUCUUCAAGGACUGAAGCAAGAUGUUCGAAAUAAAGCUCGUCCAGAAGGCUCAAUGGCAGAAGGAUAUCUAGCCAAAGAAUGUGUUGCCUUUGUAGCUAGAUUUUUGAAAGGAUCAAACUCGGUGAUGUAUUCAUUUUAUAUAGUAUUUUAUCCCCGUCACGCGAUCAUAGUUAGGAGUAUUUUUGGCUCUUUAGAGCCAAUUUUAUUACUUAAAUGUGUUUUCUAGUGUUUUCGUAGUUGUGGUAUUAUUCUACAGGAAACUGCAAAUUUGGAACAUUUUCCGGCACUUAGUGGAGCCACCGCGAGCAUUGGAGACAAGACGCAUUUCUAUGAUCGUAUUCCGAAGCCCACGACCGUAUUUAAGGAAUCAAUCCGGUGAUUAAGGGCUCAAUGAGGAGAUUUGAAGCUUGGGCAAUUCGAUCCAAGAAGGAUGACGAAUUGGGCUAAGGUAACAAGGCCCAAAGGACGAAGAAGAGUAAGCCCAAGCAUCCGCCCGAUCGGGCAAUGCCCUCGCCCGAAGGCGCGCCCGGCCGAGCGAGAGGAGAAGACUAUAGGGCGAAGGUUCGUCCGGAUGCGCGCUCGACUGGGCGCGAGCAAGCAUUAAUGAAGAAAAAGGCACGCCCAGCCAGGCGAUGCCUCGCCCGACCAGGCGCGUGUUUUAUUUAGGAUUUUUAUAUUUGUUUCUCUUUUUUUCUUUAUUGAGGAUUAUAGUUUAGUAUAAAUACGCUUUUGUUAAGUGAGUUUGGCGGCGUCUUUGACAUGGACGACUUUUCUUUUUCUCUCUCUCUCUCUCUUUUCCCUCUUACUUUCUCUCUCUACACUUUAUCUCUCUACACAUUCUUGAUUUAUGCAAUUCAUUAUUUCCUUUAAUUUUGGUAACGAUUUAUUCCCUCUUU